CUCUAGAACUAGUAUGAGUUCGACAAUGGGAAGAAUCGCUACGUCCAGAAGCUUUGAGAAAAGGAGAGUUAUGGAAGUUUCUCCACUCCACAAACCGACGGUCUCCCCCUCUUUAUGACAGGAAAACACGUGAUAGCUCAAAAUACAGCUGCGAAACCGAAGGCCCCGUAAAGGAUUGGAGAUCAUGAGUUUCUCUUGAUGCUGCCACAUCUUCCCUGAGGCUAAUUUGGAGCAAGAUCUCUCAUCUCAAAGUACUUAUAACUUAAUAGGGUUUCGAAUUUUGGGAUUUGGAGGAUAGCCAUGGCCUGGUUUAGAGCUGGUUCUAAUGUGGCAAGAUUUGCUGUUAGGAGAGCUUUCUCGAAUACAUCCACUUAUAAGUGGCGAACACGGGCUGCUCCUGUGCAGUGUCGACAUUUCCAUGGUACAAUUUUUAGGGCAGAAAAAUCCACACCUGUGCCUCAUCCUGUGCCACUCUCAAGGCUGACCGAUAGCUUCUUGGAUGGGACAAGCAGUGUUUAUCUUGAAGAGCUCCAGAGAGCAUGGGAGCAGGAUCCCAGCAGUGUCGAUGAAUCGUGGGAUAAUUUCUUCAGGAAUUUUGUUGGCCAGGCGGACAUUUCGCCUGGAAUUUCUGGCCAAACAAUUCAGGAAAGCAUGAGGCUUAUGUUGCUUGUGAGAGCUUAUCAAGUUUAUGGUCACAUGAAAGCUAACUUGGAUCCUUUAGGAUUGGAAGAAAGGCCUAUUCCUGAUGAUCUAGAUCCAGCCUCUUAUGGAUUUACAGAAGCUGAUCUCGACAGAGAAUUCUUCAUAGGUGUUUGGAGGAUGUCAGGUUUCUUGUCUGAGAACCGCCCUGUGCAAACCUUGAGGGCGAUUUUGACAAGACUAGAACAAGCUUAUUGUGGAAAUAUUGGUUAUGAGUACAUGCAUAUAGCUGAUCGAGAAAAGUGUAACUGGCUCAGAGACAAGAUCGAGACUCCACUGCCAACUCAGUACAACCGCCAGCGGCGUGAGGUUAUACUCGACCGGCUUAUUUGGGGCACACAGUUUGAAAGUUUCUUGGCUGCUAAAUGGACAGCAGCCAAGAGGUUUGGGCUUGAAGGUUGUGAGACAUUGAUUCCUGGCAUGAAGGAGAUGUUUGAUAGGUCAGCAGAUCUUGGAGUGGAAAGCAUAGUCAUCGGCAUGUCCCACCGAGGGAGAUUGAAUGUUCUGGCUAAUGUUGUCCGGAAACCUCUUCGGCAGAUAUUUAGUGAGUUUGGAGGCAAUGCAAAGCCUGUGGAUGAGGUUGGUCUUUACACUGGAACUGGUGAUGUUAAAUACCACUUGGGAACUUCUUAUGAUAGGCCAACGAGAGGGGGUAAGAGAAUUCACUUGUCACUGGUUGCAAAUCCUAGUCAUUUAGAGGCUGUGGACCCUGUUGUAGUUGGAAAAACUAGAGCGAAACAAUACUAUUCUAACGACUCUAACAGAACAAAGAACAUGGGUAUUUUGAUCCACGGUGAUGGCAGCUUUGCUGGACAAGGAGUUGUGUAUGAGACCUUGCAUCUAAGCGCUCUUCCAAAUUAUACUACAGGGGGUACUAUCCAUAUUGUGGUGAACAAUCAAGUUGCAUUCACGACGGACCCAAGGUCAGGAAGGUCUUCACAGUAUUGUACAGAUGUUGCUAAAGCUCUGAGUGCUCCAAUCUUCCAUGUCAAUGGUGAUGAUGUUGAGGCUGUUGUUCAAGCCUGUGAGCUUGCAGCAGAAUGGCGUCAGACAUUCCAUACCGAUGUUGUAGUUGAUAUUGUGUGCUACCGUCGAUUUGGUCACAAUGAAAUUGAUGAACCGUCUUUCACUCAGCCCAAGAUGUAUAAGGUUAUCCGCAAGCAUCCUUCGGCGCUUCAGAUAUACCAAAACAAGCUUUUAGAAUCUGGCCAUGUUACAAAAGAAGAUAUCGAUAAGAUAAAUAACAAAGUUCUUUCAAUUCUCAAUGAAGAGUUUGUGGGCAGCAAAGACUAUGUGCCUCAAAAGAGGGACUGGCUUUCUGCUUACUGGGCUGGUUUUAAGUCUCCUGAACAGCUUUCCCGGAUCCGUAACACUGGCGUGAAGCCAGAGAUUUUGAAAAAUGUUGGCAAUGCUAUCACAGUCCUUCCAGAAAAUUUCAAAGCUCAUAGAGCAGUGAAGAGGAUAUUCGAAGAACGUGCAAAGAUGAUCGAGACAGGCGAGGGUAUUGACUGGGCUUUGGGAGAAGCACUUGCUUUUGCAACCUUGCUUGUGGAGGGGAAUCAUGUCAGGUUAAGUGGGCAGGAUGUUGAGCGAGGUACUUUCAGCCAUAGACAUGCCGUUGUUCAUGAUCAAGAAACAGUGGACAAAUAUUGUCCCUUGGAUCAUGUAAUGGAGAACCAAAACGAAGAGAUGUUUACUGUGAGCAAUAGCUCUCUGUCCGAGUUUGGAGUUUUGGGUUUUGAAUUAGGUUAUUCUAUGGAAAAUCCCAAUUCUCUGGUAUUAUGGGAAGCUCAAUUUGGCGACUUUGCCAACGGGGCUCAGGUGAUAUUCGACCAGUUUCUGAGCAGUGGAGAAGCCAAAUGGCUACGUCAAACUGGAUUAGUUGUCCUACUGCCUCAUGGAUAUGAUGGUCAAGGCCCUGAACACUCAAGUGCUCGUUUGGAACGUUACCUUCAGAUGAGCGAUGAUCAUCCCUAUGUUAUUCCAGAGAUGGAUCCAACUCUUAGAAAGCAGAUCCAGGAAUGCAAUUGGCAAGUGGUGAAUGUGACUACUCCCGCAAACUAUUUCCAUGUCUUGCGACGCCAGAUACACCGGGAGUUCCGCAAACCUCUUAUCGUUAUGUCUCCUAAAAAUUUGCUCCGCCACAAAGAUUGCAAGUCCAAUUUAUCCGAAUUUGAUGAUGUUAAGGGCCAUCCUGGUUUCGACAAACAAGGAACAAGGUUUAAACGUCUCAUAAAGGAUCAAAAUAAUCAUUCUGAUAUCGAAGAGAGUAUCAGACGCCUAAUCCUUUGCUCUGGAAAGGUCUAUUAUGAGCUCGACGAAGAGAGGAAGAAAGCUGAAGCAAAGGACAUCGCUAUCUGCCGAGUCGAGCAGCUUUGCCCCUUCCCCUAUGAUCUCAUCCAGCGUGAACUUAAGAGAUAUCCAAAUGCUGAAAUCGUCUGGUGUCAGGAAGAGCCGAUGAACAUGGGUGCAUACAACUACAUCAAGCCGCGUCUCGCGACUGCAAUGAAAGCACUCAGCAGAGGCACCACGGACAACAUAAUAUACGCGGGGCGUGCUCCCUCUGCAGCCACAGCAACCGGAUUCUACCAAGUUCACGUCAAAGAGCAAACCGAGCUCGUCCAGAAAGCCGUGGGAUCCAAUAACUAA
Messenger RNA from Andrographis paniculata, 3348 nucleotides. RefSeq lists its product as uncharacterized. The coding region runs from base 301 to 3348 and encodes 1015 amino acids. Lineage: Eukaryota; Viridiplantae; Streptophyta; Magnoliopsida; Lamiales; Acanthaceae. The record is from RefSeq and is a predicted model, not a curated record. Gene Ontology annotation, biological process: tricarboxylic acid cycle. The transcript has 9 exons. Gene Ontology annotation, molecular function: oxoglutarate dehydrogenase (succinyl-transferring) activity; thiamine pyrophosphate binding. Gene Ontology annotation, cellular component: mitochondrion; oxoglutarate dehydrogenase complex.